UUUAUCGACGCUAAAAUUGCAUGUUCGUGAAAGGGAAUUUCGGACUCCGUGGUUUGGACCCCCUGCUUUGGUUCCCCUUGGAGACAAGUUGUCUAUCUAUACGAGUUUACAGUCAAAGCCACAGUCGAAGGAUCUGCACCAUCUGUGCACUUUUUAGCUGAACUGGUUACACUAAUUCAGCGUUUACCUUCCUCUUUCCAAUGCAGAGGGAAGAAGAUAAACUGUGAACUAGCGCAGCCAGUUUAGCCAAAAAGAACAGACGGAGUAGAUGUAUCGAUGUACGAAUAUUUAGAUACGUUUCGAGCCGAGAAGAAACUUCACUCGUGUUCCCGGCUUGUAAACAUUACCCCCUUUUUAACUUUUUAUAACCACGCCGUCUUAUUUUCAUCUGACAAGCAACACGCCAGCCGCAAUUGUCGAGCGAAGAAGCCGUCGAGUUCAGUCGCUGAAAAUUCACACAAAAAUGGAUUUGCAAUACAAAACGAUCCAUCCUGUGAAAUAUCUGCACGAUCACCUCGAGCAAGACAUACGGACGGACGGCCGAAAGUUCUUGUCGUUUCGCCCGGUGAGCGUAAACGUCUCGUCGAUCGUGCAAGCGGACAGCUCGGCGAUAUUCAAAUUGGGCGACACAACUGUGGUCUGCGGUAUUAAGGCUGAAUUUGCGACGCCAAAGGCGGAUACUCCAGAUCGCGGCUACGUGGUACCGAACGUGGAACUGUCCCCUCUGUGCUCCUCCAAGUUUCGCCCGGGCCCGCCGAGCGAGCAGGCGCAGGUGCUCUCGAAAUCGAUAGACAUCAUUUUGAACAAUUCGGCGGCGCUCAACCUGCAAGACCUCUGCAUCUGCAGAGGUAAAUUGGUGUGGGUCUUGUACUGCGACCUCCUGUGUCUGAAUUACAAUGGGUCGGUCAUAGACGCUUGCACCGGAGCACUGAUGGCGGCACUCAAAACGCUGACCCUGCCCGAGGUAAAUUACAACAAGGAGACCGACGUGACUGUCGUACACCCGAAAAAUAGGAAGACGUUUACCGUAAGGACCUUACCGGUUUCCACAUCGUUUGCGGUAUUUGAUAAACAACUGUUGAUAGUUGAUCCCACGGACGACGAGGAGGACUUGUCGUUGGGAAGAUUCUCUAUCGUGAUGGACGACGAAGAAGAGCUCUGCUACGUACAUAAGCCUGGUGGAAUUUCAAUCUCUCAGAGUCUACUUUCCAAAGGAUUGGAAAUGGCGAAAGCGAGAGCGAAGCUGGUCAGAUCGGUAAUCGACGCUGCCAUCUCGACGCUGAAUGUAAAUAAUAUAAUAUAAAUAAAUACUCGACUAUUUGUUAACUAGCUCACUUCUUACAUUAGAUAAGUAAACGGAAUAUGAUAAAAUA
Molecule: messenger RNA, 1373 nt
Organism: Vollenhovia emeryi
Lineage: Eukaryota; Metazoa; Arthropoda; Insecta; Hymenoptera; Formicidae
Product: exosome complex component RRP43-like
Exons: 7
Coding region: 464-1303 (279 amino acids)
Biological process (GO): U5 snRNA 3'-end processing; U4 snRNA 3'-end processing; U1 snRNA 3'-end processing
Cellular component (GO): cytoplasmic exosome (RNase complex); nuclear exosome (RNase complex)
Source: RefSeq, a predicted model, not a curated record